This is a messenger RNA of Ananas comosus (pineapple), 983 nucleotides long. RefSeq lists its product as uncharacterized. The record is from RefSeq and is a predicted model, not a curated record. NCBI's taxonomy places the organism in Eukaryota, Viridiplantae, Streptophyta, Magnoliopsida, Poales, Bromeliaceae. Bases 243 to 755 code for a protein of 170 amino acids. The transcript is spliced from 3 exons.
CUAAUUUAAAAAACGCAUCGCCUCUCACAACGCAAUUGCCUUAGCUCGUACUCCUUAAUCCCUUGGCGAAAAUUUUCCAACUUUGAUUCGGUCACCACAAACAAACUCUAUAACUAGUCCUUUUCAUCAACUUUCUACUUCUUCCCCUCUCCAGUAAGAAGAAGAAAAUAAAGUUCUUAUCUUCAUUUCUAACCAAAUUACGGAACAAAAGCAGAGAGAGAGAGAGAGAGAGAGAGAGAGAGAUGGAUGAGAUUAUGAACAAGGUGGGGUCCUACUGGCUCAGCCAAAAAGCCAACAAGGAGAUAUCCUCCGUCGGCGACGACUUCGAUUCCCUCUCUAGCAGCAUUGAAGGGGGAGCAAAAUGGCUGGUCAACAAAAUCAAAGGGAAGAUGCAGAAACCACUACCCGACCUACUAAGGGAGCACGACCUACCGACGGGCCUCUUUCCACGAGAGGCUACUCACUACGAAUUUGAUGAACAGACGAAGAAACUUACUGUCUAUAUACCCUCUAUUUGUGAAGUUUACUACAAGGAUUCCUCCGUAUUGAGGUUCUUCACCACCGUGACUGGGCAAUUGGAGAAGGGGAAGCUCGCCAAUAUUGAGGGAUUGAAGACGAAGGUUUUGGUUUGGGUGAAAGUUACUUGUGUUAAAACAGAGGGAUCGGAUGUCAAGUUUACUGUUGGAGUAAAGAAAACUAGGAGUCGAGAUGCAUAUGAAAUCCUCCGGGACGGGAUCAGCGUAGAGAAGUUCUAGGUCACUUUAAAAUGGCACAUAUGCAAAUAUAUGUUGCAUUAUGGUAACCACCACACCACUUUGGGCUUUUCUAGUGAUUUUGUUUGUUAAUAUGAGAUACUUCCAAUGUAAGUUCUCAUUAAAUGCUUCUUCACUAUCCAUACGUUGAUGAAUAUAUGUAAGUUGCAUAAUUUCUUGAAAGCUUCUUCGCGCUUUCUAAGUUAUUGAACAUCGGUUAUUAUGAACUCA